Messenger RNA from Penicillium pulvis, 1146 nucleotides. RefSeq names its product GDP-mannose transporter (gene gmtA). Gene Ontology annotation, cellular component: Golgi apparatus. The transcript is spliced from 4 exons. Gene Ontology annotation, biological process: transmembrane transport. Gene Ontology annotation, molecular function: GDP-mannose transmembrane transporter activity; antiporter activity. The record is from RefSeq and is a predicted model, not a curated record. The coding region runs from base 1 to 1146 and encodes 381 amino acids. Lineage: Eukaryota; Fungi; Ascomycota; Eurotiomycetes; Eurotiales; Aspergillaceae.
AUGGUUGAAGACAAAAAGACCGACGACUAUACCGUCGACAUGGAUAAGCUGGAUCAGGGUAAUAAGGAAUUCGAGGCCGCGCCGCCACCACAGCCCCGGCCGUCUCCUCCUAGCAGCAUGUCCAGUAGCCCUAUCUUGCCUGUUCUGUCCUACUGCGGUUCGUCCAUCCUGAUGACCGUGAUGAACAAGUAUGUUCUGUCAGGGUUGGACUUCAAUCUCAACUUUCUGCUGCUCAUGGUUCAGUCUAUUGUCUGUAUCGCGGCUAUUCAAACUUGCAAGUCUAUGGGCUUGAUUACCUACCGGGACUUCAGCACCGACGAGGCGAGAAAGUGGUUCCCGAUCACUCUGCUGCUGAUUGGCAUGAUUUACACCGGCUCCAAGGCCCUUCAGUUCCUCUCCAUCCCCGUCUACACCAUCUUCAAGAACUUGACCAUCAUUCUCAUCGCCUACGGUGAGGUCCUGUGGUUCGGUGGCUCCGUUACCAACAUGACCCUGUUCUCCUUCGGUUUGAUGGUUCUCAGCUCCAUUGUUGCUGCCUGGGCCGACAUCAAGCACGCCGUGGAGAGCACCGGUGACACCUCCAGCAAGGUCUCGACCCUGAACGCCGGCUACGUCUGGAUGAUGAUCAACUGCCUGUGCACCUCGUCCUACGUCCUGGGCAUGCGCAAGCGUAUCAAGUUGACCAACUUCAAGGACUUUGACACCAUGUUCUACAACAACCUGCUGUCUAUCCCCGUCCUGAUCGUGUUCACCCUGCUGGCUGAGGACUGGUCCUCCGCCAACCUGGCCCGCAACUUCCCCGAGGAAAACCGCAACGGUAUCUGGAUCGCCAUGAUCCUGUCCGGCAUGUCGUCUGUCUUCAUCUCCUACACCUCCGCCUGGUGUGUUCGUGUCACCUCGUCUACCACCUACUCCAUGGUUGGUGCUCUCAACAAGCUGCCCAUCGCCCUGUCCGGAUUGAUCUUCUUCGAUGCCCCCGUCACCUUCCCCAGUGUGACUGCCAUUGUCGUUGGUUUCUUCUCCGGCAUUGUCUACGCCGUGGCCAAGAUCAAGCAGAGCGCCAAGCCCAGAACCGGUGUUCUGCCCACCUCCAACCCGCUGGUCAGUGCCAGCAGCCAGAGCAUGCGUGACUCACUGCGCUCUUAG